This is a messenger RNA of Lobosporangium transversale, 1741 nucleotides long. Its product is annotated as putative DNA primase subunit Pri1. The record is from RefSeq and is a predicted model, not a curated record. Bases 91 to 1542 code for a protein of 483 amino acids. The transcript is spliced from 10 exons. Gene Ontology annotation, cellular component: alpha DNA polymerase:primase complex. Gene Ontology annotation, biological process: DNA replication, synthesis of primer. Lineage: Eukaryota; Fungi; Mortierellomycota; Mortierellomycetes; Mortierellales; Mortierellaceae.
GCCUUCUAUUUCUCUAUUUCACUAAUUGUUUGACAUAAACAAUUACAAAAACUUCGCACACAUUAUUAUACUUUUACGCUAUUCACAGCAAUGUCUGACAUGGAUGUUGACCAAACCUCUUUGGGAACAGCGAUGAGUAAUAGCUCAAAGGCAGUUGAGGUUGGACAGUUGGAAGCAAAAGAAGACGAGUUGGAUCACUUAUUUGAUAACCUGGAUGAUGUAGAAAUCACAAAAGCUGAGAACCCAUGGCAGACUAAAACCACGUCUCUUGAGCUAUUCAGCGCAAAGGAUUCUGGCAUCGAUCAUUUGGCAGGAGACAGUCUUAGGCAAUUCAAGCUUUUUUACCGUCAUUUUUUUCCUGCAAAACCAUAUUUUCAAUGGCUCAACUACAGUAACUCACCUAUUCCAUCGAAGAAUUUUAUGAAUCGGGAAUUCUCAUUCUUCCUCAUGGACGAGACUUUUAUGCGCUAUCAAUCCUUCAAGAGCCUGGACGAGCUCAAACAGGAACUGACACGUUUGUGUCCCACAAGAAUUGAUCUAGGAGCGGUUUACAAUAUUCGACCCAAGGACAAAAACAUGGUCCGCUCUGGAGCACUGACUGCGGUCUCCAAGGAGUUGGUUUUUGAUAUUGAUAUGACAGAUUAUGAUGAGAUUAGGACCUGUUGCUCCGGAGGCGAUGUCUGCACAAAGUGUUGGGAAUUUAUGACUGUGGCUAUGAAAAUCAUUGAUACGGCUUUGAGAGAAGACUUUGGAUUCAAGCAUCUGUUGUGGGUGUACUCAGGUCGCCGUGGUGUACAUUGUUGGGUUGCGGAUAUGAGGGCAAGGGUAAUGACUAAUGAUCAACGAAAGGCGAUCGUGCAGUACCUAGAGGUUGUCAAAGGUGGUGCACAUCAAGUAAGAAAAGUCAAGUUACCAAGCACUCUUCAUCCUUCUCUAAGUCGAUCACGUAAAACUUUGGAAAAUCAUUUCCGGAACCUCAUGUUUUCAAGUCAAGAUAUUUUGACAACUCCUAAGCAGUGGGAAAAAGUACUGGCUAUUAUCCCUGACCAGGCUAUCCAGGACGAAAUUCGAAAAGAAUGGGAGAGUGCACCCACUCGCGCGCCUGCUGAAAAAUGGGAGAACCUUAAGACUAUUAUUGACCAGAAGACAAACGUGAAAAGUCCCUUGAGAGCUAUUCAUCUUGACAUCAUGUUUCAAUACACGUAUCCUCGACUGGAUGAUAAAGUCUCGAUAGAUAUUCGACAUUUGUUGAAGAGUCCGUUCUGUAUCCACCCCAAAACAGGUCGCGUCUGUGUGCCUAUUCCCAUAGAAACGUGCGAUAACUUUGAUCCUACAUCGGCGCCCACAGUACCACAACUUGUCAAGGAACUUAAUGAAUAUGACGAAAGGCAUCCCUCAAAUGGGAAUAGUCCCAAGCUUCAAGACUGGCAAAAGACAUCGCUUCGUAAAGACGUAGAAGUAUUCGAACAAUUUGUGAAAGGGAUCAUGCACGAUAUCAGCGACAGAAAACGAGAUGAUGCGUCCAAAUCACUUGAAUUUUAAACGAUGUCAGCAACAACUUUAAAAUCCAAUAAACAUUUAUUAUAGUGUAGUCGAAUAGUUUCUUAACGUCUUUCCCAUGUUAUAAACUUUAGGGCUGCUUUUAUCAAUUGGAAGCGUUCUUAUCGGAAUAUUCUUUGUUUUUAUAGAAUUUGCUACGUGGAUAUUUGAAUGAUAUGCGAUAAAGCGUUUUGGAGUCAUG